CGAUGAAAUGUCAGGUGACUGAUGUAAACAAAAGAAGACGACGGGGAGCCAGAGACGAAAACUCUACCAACAUGAAGACAAAUAUGUCGGAAACGAGCAACGGUCCUGCUGAAAAGGAAGAACAGAGGGAGACGAAUGACGAGGAGGACAUGGAAGAAGAAUUGGAAGAAUAUGACGAAGAAGAGUUCUCCAAGCUAAAUGCUGAACUAGAUGCUUUGAACACAGCCUUGGAUGCCAUUGAGGAAAAGAAUGAUUUCAUCAAUGUCCGUUUACGGCAGAUACUGAUGGAGAACAAGUCCAUAAGAGAAGCUGAAGGAUCAGGACAAAAAUGAGUUGCAUAGAAUUUUCUGAGGUCAACAUUUCAUUUAUUUGAAUUUUUUAAGAGACCAUUAUUAUGUGUAUUUUUGUAAAGGAAGAGAGUUAUUGCAUAUUUACAUAUUCCUGUGAAUUACCAGGAACCUUUUGUCUUUGAUUUCAUUGUAUCUUUCAAAAGGUUUCCUCAUAUAAUUUUUUUCUAAUAGUUGUCUGAUAUUUAAAUAGGGAAAGUUGAAUUAGAGGCUAAAUUUUACAUCAUAUGAAAUUAUAUAAGUGCAAGUACAGAGGAUUUAUCCCCCCCCCCC
Molecule: messenger RNA, 620 nt
Organism: Penaeus monodon (black tiger shrimp)
Lineage: Eukaryota; Metazoa; Arthropoda; Malacostraca; Decapoda; Penaeidae
Product: UPF0184 protein AAEL002161-like
Source: RefSeq, a predicted model, not a curated record